Salvelinus fontinalis (brook trout) is the source of this 1135-nucleotide messenger RNA. RefSeq lists its product as uncharacterized. Lineage: Eukaryota; Metazoa; Chordata; Actinopteri; Salmoniformes; Salmonidae. The transcript has 2 exons. The record is from RefSeq and is a predicted model, not a curated record. The coding region runs from base 172 to 738 and encodes 188 amino acids. Gene Ontology annotation, cellular component: membrane.
ACAGGGGAGGGGAAUAGCGAGCAUAAUUGUUUGCUUUACUCAGCUUGUAGGCAGGCAGACCGUUUAGGCAGAGAGACACAGAAGAACACUUGGAGAGAUUGAGAGGAGGCACAAAAUAAAUAAAGAGAGAAGUAAGAUAAAAGGGAAACAAAUCCCCAACAGCACAAAAAAAUGGAUCCCAACAAGAUGCCAAACGCCCCACCACCAGGCUGGAACCCAGAUGAGAAGUCUGGGAUGGGACAACCAGCUCCUCCACCCUACCAGGACCACCCCCAGUACCCCAACGCAGGAUACCCCGCACCAGCAGGCUACCCCGCACCAGCAGGCUACCCCACCAAUCCCCAGGGCUACGCACCACCGCCACAGUAUGGAGGAGCUCCUGGGGCCCCUUACAGCCAGCCAUACCCCCAGGGCCAGUACCCCCCGGGACACCACCCCCAGUCCACCAUCACAGUCCAGCCUACGGUGUUUGUGACCCAUGGAGCUCUGCCUUACCCUCUGCCAGACUACCUGGGCUACUCCAUUUUCACCAUGCUGUGCUGCUGCCUGCCACUUGGCAUCGCUGCACUUAUCUACUCCAUCUCGACUAGAGACGCCAACAACCAGGGUCACCAGCAGAUUGCUGAGAAGAAUUCUCGUCUAGCGCGGAUACUGAACCACACCGCCCUGGGUAUCGGCAUCACCAUCAUCGUCCUGUACAUCGUCUCCGCCCUCAUCCUGGGAAACCGUAUCGACUGAUCUGACAACUCAACACCGGCUAGCACCACAGCCACCGCUUCUCAACUCCAGCACCCAAAAUCAUCCUAACCUUGACCACAUACAAUAGGUGCCAGUGACAGGCACUUUCCAAAGAGAUACAUCCCACUGGGGACACACUGGUUGAAUCAACGUUGUUUCCACGUCGUUUCAAUUAAAUGGUGUUGAACCAACGUGGAAUAGACGUUGAAUUGACGAAUGUGCCCUGUGGGAUAUAUCGUAAUGCUGUUUAUUCAUCAAUGUUUAUGACAUAGAUUUUGAAAAUCUACAUCUAAUGACUUACUUUUUUUAAUACCUGCAGACCAGAUAGUUUAAAUCAUUUAUGUUGCCUGUUUAAUUGUAUAUUUAAUAUACAUAAAUAAACACCAAAUUAUUGACA